Molecule: messenger RNA, 915 nt
Organism: Trichoderma citrinoviride
Lineage: Eukaryota; Fungi; Ascomycota; Sordariomycetes; Hypocreales; Hypocreaceae
Product: aquaporin-like protein
Exons: 2
Coding region: 1-915 (304 amino acids)
Biological process (GO): transmembrane transport
Cellular component (GO): plasma membrane
Molecular function (GO): water channel activity
Source: RefSeq, a predicted model, not a curated record
AUGCCGAACCGCCUGUCGGGCUCCUUCAAGACCGCCCUGGUCGUCGCCGUGGGCGAGUUCUGCGGCACCUUCAUGUUCCUGCUGCUCUCCUUCAUGGGGGCGCAGACGGCGCUCAACACCUCCGGGGGGUUGCUGGACGCCUCCACGCUGCUGUACAUUGCGUCGUCGUUUGGGACUGCGCUGGCGGUCAAUGUGUGGGUGUUUUAUCGGGUCACGGGAGGGAUGUUUAACCCUGCAGUCACUCUGGGCCUCGUCCUGGUCGGAGCCGUCAAACCCAUCAGAGCGCUGUACAUCUUCCCAAGCCAGCUCAUCGCCGCCAUCGCCGCCGCCGCCGUGACGGACGGCCUCCUCCCCGGCGCCCUGGGCGUGACCAACGGCCUGGGCAGCGGCACGAGCGUCGUCCAGGGCCUCUUCAUCGAGAUGUUCCUGACGGCGCAACUGGUGCUGACGGUGUACUUCCUGGCCGUGGAGAAGCACCGCGCGACGUUCCUCGCGCCCGUGGGCAUCGGCGUCUCCGUCUUCAUCGCCCACAUGGCCGGCACCAACUUCACCGGCACCGGCAUCAACCCCGUGCGGUCGCUGGGCCCGGCCAUCGUGACGGGCCACUACCAUGGCUACCACUGGAUCUACUGGCUGGGCCCCUGCCUCGGCGCGCUGCUCUCGUUUGGCGUCUACAGCCUGCUCAAGGUGCUCGAGUACCAGAUUGCGAACCCGGGCCAGGACGCCGGCGACCCGGAGGAGGCCAACGAGGAGGCCCUCGCCGCGGCGGAGAUGGGCACCGAGGGCCUCGCCAUGUUCAGGAGCAGGAGCCGGAGCGGCAGCACGGCGCCGGGCGGCGUGGGACUCAGGAAGGACCUGCGGCGGGGGUCCGCAGCAGACGGGGGGAGGCCCGUCAGUGCGGCCGAAGCGGUCUGA